Molecule: messenger RNA, 1418 nt
Organism: Folsomia candida
Lineage: Eukaryota; Metazoa; Arthropoda; Collembola; Entomobryomorpha; Isotomidae
Exons: 2
Coding region: 69-1328 (419 amino acids)
Molecular function (GO): lipase activity
Source: RefSeq, a predicted model, not a curated record
CCAGUAGUAUAAAUGCUUCUUACGCUCAAGAUCAGUGAUAUUUUGCUCACCUUAUCAUUACCACCACCAUGUCGUGGAAAAUAUUGUUCUCGUUUGGAUUUAUUUAUCUCUCCCUUCUGAUAAAUCCCUCAACCCCCCAACUAGCGCUACCAUCUCCUUCACCCAUCUCCGAAAUUCAGCCAUCCCUUGCCAUCUAUUCCCCCACCGGAAACCCACCUUGCUUCGUCCUUCCCACAAGCACAUCAAACUCUCCAGCUUCCUACAACUCGAAAGACUUUGUCAUCAUUGCAGGUGGUCAUGGGGCUUGGCUCGUCCCACGCGUAGUCUUCAUCACCCACUCGUUCAAAGAAAAUGGUGACACGCCAUGGCUCCACGUCCUGAAGAACGCUAUUCUGCAGGCACAACCACAAACGACGGUUGUCCUUGUGGGAUGGGGCGGUGGAGCUGAUUCUCCAUUCAUCAAAUAUGACAAAGCUGCUGGAAAUAUCAAAAGUGUGGGGGCAUGGUUGGGAGAUAUUGCUGACGAGCUGAAGAGACUUCAUCCGCACUUGCACAUUUGGGGGAUAGGCAACUCUCUCGGUGCUCAUCUCUUGGGGGUGGCCGGACGGAGAAGUAGGGCUUGGGACAGGAUUACCGGGAUUGAUCCGGCAGCACCACUUUUUCACGGGGAAAGAAAUAAGGAUGUCCGAUUACAAAUUGGGGAUGCUAAUCUUGUUGACGUUAUCCACUCGGACGGCUGUAGUAGCAAGACGACGCCAAACUGUUGGGUGGCUCUGAACAAUCAUUACGCUUUGUUGGAGCCGAUGGGGACGAUUGACUUUUAUCCGGGAUACGGCGAACUUAACCCGACGCAAAGUCCGAUGGACAUUGAUAAAAGUCAUACGAGAGGAGUUUACCUCUUUAUUGUGAGUGUGAUGAAUAAAGGACUUUUUAGGACAAACAUGACGUUGGAAGGAAACCCAAAUCCCGGUCCGAUAGUACCGGGACAGCGCAGUUUAACAAUUAUUAAAAAUGUGGAUGUCACUGCUGAAAUGGGGUUUUGGCUCGAAAUGGGAUUUAUCCCACGACCGGUCGACUCGAGGACUAAUUUCUACAUUGCGCCGGAAACUUUAAAGGUUUUGAGCAGUAUGAAUGACCUGACGAAGAUAGGAGGAGGAGGAGAUGGCAGUGUCAUGCUCAUGGGUGGGAGGCGGAGGCGAGAAUUGGUGCGAAUGGUGGAUUGUACUAUUGUGCCAAAUUGUGGGGAUAAGGCUAUGGCUGGACUUGACACUCUUGGAGUACUUUUACUUUGUAUGAUAUUCGGGAGGUCUUUGGACGGCAUAUUUUAAAUACUUGAUCAAUUAAUGUUUGUUAUUUGGAUUCAAAAUGUACCAAAAUCAUGAAAUAAAAAAUAUAAAAAUGUUGUAUUAUUAUAAGUG